AUGGCAUUCUCACACCUGCUCGCUAACUACCGCUGGGGCCCGUUUUGGAAGCCGUUACUGCGAACAUCCAUGUCCGAAGCGUCCACGCCAGCCGAAAGGGCCCAUUAUCGAGCCUGUCUGGCUACUGCUCUUGCCUUUAUGGGGAAAGCCGUAAAUGAGCCGAAGAUGCUUUCAGAUGGGUACGAGAUGAAUGGCGAGGUCAUCAGAGGCUUGCAUGGGGCUCUGCUUCAACAGUCGAAGUCGGAGAUGGCGCGCUGGGCUUUUACGAUCAUAGUACUGUGCAUGUAUCAAUAUGCCGUUGAAGGGAAUGCCAAUCUUCCCCACUACUAUGGUGUUGUCCGGGUCAUCGAGUAUUGCGGGCCAGAGUACUUCCAGCAGGAGCCCAUGUUGACAAUUUACCGCCAGAUUAGGGCUCAGCAUGUAAGUGUCACAUAUUACGAUAUAUCUGUUGAAAGAAACUUGGAAACCCCCCACAAAACCCGGCGCAAGCUCACGAGGUCAUAUGAUGGCCAGUCCUGCAGUUCCUUCAACAACAAGAAACCCUCCUUCUUCAACAUAGAGAAAUGGAAGACUAUCCCUUGGAUGAAAACUCGCAAGACUUCGUACGACAUCUUGAUAGAUCUGUACAUCGAACUACCGGGCUUGGGGGCCUCGCUGGGUCCAUCUUCUGCUACUCUCUCAGAGGACGACAAAAUCGAGGUAGAAAUGGGGACUCGAGCUCUGCUCGCACGGUUCUACGAGUGGCGAAGGAAUUGGGAGCUUGCCAACCCUCAAGCGGCAGCAGAAGUGUGGCUUCCAAUAACUGCAGACGACGUACCACAGGCUUGGGUGAAGGAUCUUUUGUCGAAAGCGUUGGAGGUUCAGACGGCGGAUCAGGUGACCGAUCUCUUGGUCUAUAACUCUGCCUUGAUUUACCUCAUGCAUAUGCUUUACGCUCUGCGGACGGGUGACCGUCGGCCGCAGCCCUUCCCAAUGGAUAUGGACGCCACUGUGCAAAAGACCGCUAGAGACCCGCUUUACAUACCGGACGAGUUGAAGUAUCAAUGGCAGCCAGCAAUCGAGGCGUUGAGGCUGAUGCGGCUUGCUCCAGGAUUGUUGUCUAUCAGCGACUGCUCAGUCAUGGUCCCUGUCUCGCCCAUCGGCAUCAUCUACAACUCUCUGCUUGGGAACGAGGGGCUUGGACGUGUACUGUUGUCCACAAUGAAUAAUCCCGAGGAUUAUGAAAUGGCGGGUCUUGAGCUUUCUGUCUUUCGCAUCCCAGAGUAG
Messenger RNA from Colletotrichum chrysophilum, 1266 nucleotides. RefSeq lists its product as uncharacterized. Lineage: Eukaryota; Fungi; Ascomycota; Sordariomycetes; Glomerellales; Glomerellaceae. The coding region runs from base 1 to 1266 and encodes 421 amino acids. The record is from RefSeq and is a predicted model, not a curated record. The transcript is spliced from 2 exons.